AUAAGCUGAUUAAUUAUUGACUUGCUUCAUGCUAGCCUCAAAGUUCACACGGUUUUCUAUGUUUUUGUCAAAAUGACUUCAACACCUAGUCUUGCGACAACGACUUCUGUGCCUGAAUUACCUGAAAAGUUUGCUUUGGAAGCUCUUGAUAUUGUUGUGGUCGUGGUAUACUUUGUCUUUGUUCUUGUUGUGGGAAUAUGGUCUUCUGUCAGGGCAAACCGUGGGACAGUGGGUGGAUACUUCUUGGCUGGAAGAUCCAUGACAUGGUGGCCUAUUGGGGCCUCUCUGAUGUCCAGUAAUGUUGGCAGUGGUUUGUUCAUUGGACUAGCUGGCACUGGAGCAGCAGGAGGCAUCGCUGUUGGAGGGUUUGAAUGGAAUGCAGCUUGGGUCCUCAUUGCUCUUGGUUGGAUCUUUGUGCCUGUUUACAUAUCUGCUGGUGUGGUAACUAUGCCAGAGUACCUGAAGAAGCGGUUUGGGGGCCAGCGCAUCAGAAUCUACAUGAGUGUUCUCUCCCUCAUCCUCUAUAUUUUCACCAAGAUAUCAACAGACAUCUUCUCUGGCGCUCUGUUCAUUCAAGUGUCCCUGGGCUGGGACCUCUAUCUCUCCACAGUGGUGCUUCUUCUAGUAACUGCCCUCUACACUAUAGCUGGGGGGCUGACAGCAGUUAUCUAUACAGAUGCUUUACAGACGGUCAUCAUGGUGAUAGGCGCAUUCGUACUCAUGUUCAUAGCGUUUGACAAAGUGGGUUGGUAUGAGGGUCUGCUGGAGCAGUACAAGGAGGCCAUCCCCACAUUGACUGUGCCCAACACUACAUGUCACCUACCCCGGUCCGAUGCCUUCCACAUCCUCAGAGACCCAGUGACGGGGGAUCUGCCCUGGCCUGGUCUGCUGUUUGGCCUCACGGUGAUAGCCACCUGGGUGUGGUGCGCUGACCAGGUGACAGUGCAGAGGUCUCUCUCAGCCAAGAACCUGUCCCAUGCCAAAGGAGGCUCUGUGCUGGGAGCUUACCUGAAGGUCCUGCCCAUGUUCUUUAUAGUGAUGCCUGGAAUGAUCAGCAGAGCACUUUACCCAAAUGAGGUAGGAUGUGUUGACCCCAUUGCGUGCCAAAGAAUCUGUGGAGCCACCGUGGGCUGCUCCAAUAUUGCCUACCCAAAACUAGUGGUAGAACUUAUGCCUGUUGGCAUGCGGGGGUUGAUGAUUGCAGUAAUGAUGGCUGCCCUCAUGUCCUCUCUGACCUCCAUCUUCAACAGCAGCUGCACCCUGUUCACCAUGGACAUCUGGCAGAGGGUCCGGCCACAGGCCUCCGAGCCAGAACUCAUGGUAGUGGGCAGGGUGUUCAUCUUAGUAAUGGUGGUGCUCAGCAUUCUGUGGAUCCCCAUCAUCCAGUCAGCCAACAGUGGACAGCUGUUUGACUACAUCCAGGCCAUCACCAGCUACCUGGCUCCUCCCAUCACUGCUGUCUUCAUCAUGGCCAUAUUCUGGAGGCGUGUCAAUGAGCAGGGAGCCUUCUGGGGUCUGAUCGUGGGCCUUGCUGUUGGCUUGGUGCAGAUGGUGCUGGUGUUUGUGUAUGGCACCCCAUCUUGUGGAGAGAUAGACAUACGGCCAGCCUUCAUCAGGGAUGUCCACUACCUGUACUUUGCUCUUAUCCUCCUGGCUCUCACUGGCCUGGUCAUCACUGCUGUCAGCCUCUGCACUCCGGCCAUUCCAGAGCACCAUCUCCAUCGCCUGACAUGGUGGACAAGACACAGCAAGGAGCCGCGCAUUGACUUCAAUGACCCAUGGACCACAAAGCCCAGGACACCACCCAGAACUCCUGACCCCAGAGUUGGGGAGGAGGCUGUUGUGGAGGGCGGGCCAUGCUGGAAGCGUACUGGAAUGUGGCUGUGUGGGCUGUCUGGGCCUGAGAAGAAAAAGUUAACCCUGGAGGAGAAAAAUGCCUUGGAGUUAAAACUGACCAACAUUGAGGAAGAACCAAUCUGGCGGAACGUGUGCAAUGCGAACGCCCUCAUACUACUCUCUAUCAAUGUCUUUAUGUGGGGCUACUUUGCCUGAGUUAAUAUAACUCUCAUUUUGAUUAUAGAUAUUGUUGAAUCACAUAUUGUUUAUUGAAUUAGUGAUCACACACAAAAUGCUAAUUGGUUUACAAUUAGAAUGUCAAACAAUAAUGGUAAUGUUGUUUUUAGUUGUUGGGAUUUAGACUUUUUAUUGCCAAAACUGUCAUCUGUAUGUGUACUCUUUGAUCAGGGUCAGUAGUUAGGUUUCCAUCCAUUUGGCGACAGAUUUUCAUGCGAAUAUUCAAAAAUCCGCAUAAAAACAAUAUGCACAUUUUCCUACCAUAGAUGCGUUCCCAUCAAAUGGACUUGUUACAGAUAAAAGGCUGUGCGUGUUGAUGUAUUGGACAUAAAAUACCUUUUGCGGUUAAAUUCCCCAUGUACUGAAUAAAAAAUGCAAGUUAAAUGGGUUUCCAUUGCAUUUUCAACUCUACUGGAAAAAAUGUCAGUCUCUCGAUGUGCAAAACUGAUAGAGACAUACCCCAAGCGACUUACAGCUGUAAUCGCAGCAAAAGGUGGCGCUACAAAGUAUUAACUUAAGGGGGCUGAAUAAUUUUGCACGCCCAAUUUUUCAGUUUUUGAUUUGUUAAAAAAGUUUGAAAUAUCCAAUAAAUGUCGUUC
Oncorhynchus mykiss (rainbow trout) is the source of this 2672-nucleotide messenger RNA. It is a transcript of the gene slc5a9, whose product is annotated as solute carrier family 5 member 9. Gene Ontology annotation, molecular function: D-glucose:sodium symporter activity. Lineage: Eukaryota; Metazoa; Chordata; Actinopteri; Salmoniformes; Salmonidae. Gene Ontology annotation, biological process: transmembrane transport. The record is from RefSeq and is a predicted model, not a curated record. Gene Ontology annotation, cellular component: plasma membrane.